This is a messenger RNA of Paramecium sonneborni, 1904 nucleotides long. The record is from the annotation of a GenBank genome assembly. Lineage: Eukaryota; Ciliophora; Oligohymenophorea; Peniculida; Parameciidae.
AUGUCAGCUAAUUAAACUAAAUAUAAUCAAUUAUGUUCUAAUGGAGAACAUAGAGCACCCAUAACUAAUUAUUGUGCAUGCAUUGAUUGUUUAAGGCCUUUAUGUCCAGAAUGCAUCUAUGAUCAUUACUCAUAUCAUUAAUAGGCAAAGACACCUGCUGCCAUUUAAAGUAUUCUUAAUACAAGAACUAAUUGUGAAAAAAAAAUUGCAAAAGCAAUUGAAUAAUUGAAAAAAGUAAUUCGUAUAUUUUACAAUUCAGGAAUAUGAAUAAUAUGACAUACAAUAUAUUUUCAAUCCAGAUGAAAUACUUAAUUAAGAAUUUUCCAGAAUGAAAGAAGUUAAAGAAUAAAUGUUUGAAAUCAUAAAUAUCUUUUUCUAGGAAUAAGAAAAUCUUCUAUAAACUAAAGUUAAAGAAAAUCAAUUAAAAGUUUAUUAUUAUUUAUGUAUUAUUAGGUUAAAAAUAUUGGAGGUAUAUUCUAAAAAAUAGAAGCUGUAAUUGAAUAAUUAGAACUCUUAAGAAAUAGUCUUCUUACUAGUCCAGAACCUUUUUCAAAUUUUCACAAAGCCUGUCGAUUAGAUGUUAAAUCCUUACUUGAUCGUUAUAAAUCUGAUUUAAAGAAAUCUAUUAAAUCUAAAGAAUUAGGUUAUAAUAUUAUUUUAGAUUUUUAGAUCCAAUAAACGUUCAUAUUGAUGAACAUAAACUAUUUAAUCUUAAAAAUUAUUUAAUUCAAAUUGUGAAUAUUCAAACAACCAAUUAUGAAGAUGCAGCUGACAAUAAUUCCUUUUAAUCUAAAAAUAAAGAUUAAAGCAUUAAUCAUAGUUUAUCAGUUCCAUAUCAUUAAUAGGUAGCUAAUGCAUAAAAUGAACAUAUUCACUUUUAAUAAAAAUAAAUUAAGUAAUUAUUAAGCAAUAGUGGAGAUGUUGAUGAUAUUUAAUUUGGAACAUUGACUAACUAUGACUUUUAAAUUGUUACACCUAAUUAUUUUGAAGGUAAAUAGAAAUUCUUACAUUUCAUAAUAAAUAAAACUAAUAUUCUAAAGAUUUGUAAUUUAGAAACUAAGUAAUGGUAAGCAUAUGAAAUUGAAUAUGAAGUUCCAGAAUUUCAUAAAUCAAUUGUUACUCCAAAUGGUGAUAUUUACAUAUCGGGUGGAUUAAUAAAUUAAAUAGAAAAUAGAAAAGAAUCAAUUAUAAGAAAAUAUACUUUGGGUGGUAAAAUAUAAUAAGUUGCAUAAUUAAAUUAUCCAAGAUCUUCUCAUUCUAUGGUUUAUUGCAAUCAAUCAAUUUAUAUAGUAGGUGGAUUUUAAGAUUAAAGAAAAAUGUGUUUAAAUUUAGAGAGAUAUAAUAUUAAAUCGUAAAAAAUGGAACCUUGUGCUUCUUGUUUAAAACCAGCUAAUGCACCUGCUUGUUGUUCUUUUAAUAAUAGAUAUAUUUAUAAGUUUGGAGGAUGUGAUGAAAAUGGAUAGAUUCUAUUUAUUAUUGAAAGAUAUGAUACAUAUACAGAUAAAUGGGAAUAUGUCACACUUAAAGACAAUCCAAUUGAAUCCACUCAAGUUCCUAAUAUUUAUCAAUGUUCUUCCUGUAUCUAAAUCAAUAAAGAUAAUAUAUUUGUCUUUGGUGGUUAUGAUAAUGAUGAUAAAGGUGUAAAACUUUCAUUUCUCCUUAAUAUUGACUAAAAUUAACAUAAAAUUCAUUAAGUUAAUACUAAACCAUUACCAUAUCCAGAAGGAUUUUGGAAUAACUAAGUAAUUAUUUAUCUCUAUUAUUAGGUUAUCAUUCAUGAUCAUAAACUGUUUGUUUUACAGAAUAUUGAAGUUGAAACUAAUCAAAUUGAUGAAGAAAAUAGAUCCUUAUUAUGUUUUGAUGGAUAUAAAUGGAAUGAAUUAUAAUAUCAAAUUUCUUAUUGA